Molecule: messenger RNA, 1965 nt
Organism: Histoplasma capsulatum G186AR
Lineage: Eukaryota; Fungi; Ascomycota; Eurotiomycetes; Onygenales; Ajellomycetaceae
Product: prephenate dehydrogenase
Exons: 7
Coding region: 228-1547 (439 amino acids)
Biological process (GO): L-tyrosine biosynthetic process
Molecular function (GO): prephenate dehydrogenase (NADP+) activity; prephenate dehydrogenase (NAD+) activity; NAD+ binding
Source: RefSeq, a predicted model, not a curated record
CGCAGCACCUCUGACAGAGAGACAAGUAACAAAUCCGCCAGUCUGUCUCUGCUCUGUUGGAUUGUUGUACAGACGGGCGGUUAUACACAGGACAUUCGUUCGCUCACUUCCAAUUGAGUGCACAUACCCAACGGGAAAAUCUUGUAUCUUAUUCUUAUGUUCAAGUACGGAUUAUAUCUCAGUUGCGAACUCACAACAGAAGAAAUUAUCCUACUUCAAAUUCCCCAAUGAUGGCGACUACAGCGGACAGAAGAUCCAUUGGGAUCAUUGGCAUGGGUGACAUGGGGAAGAUGUAUGCUCAGCGUUUAAGCCAGGCUGGUUGGAGAAUCAAUGCAUGUGAUAGGCCUACAAACUAUGAUGCAUUAAAACAGGAAUUCGCGUCUGAUCAAAAUAUCAAUAUACUCCCGAAUGGGCAUUUAGUCUCCAGAAUUAGCGACUACAUUAUCUACAGCGUAGAGGCGGAAGCCAUUGACAAAAUUGUCGCGGAGUACGGACCAUCAACCAAGGUCGGCGCAAUCGUGGGCGGCCAGACAUCUUGCAAGGCCCCUGAGCUUGCUGCUUUUGACAAAUACCUGCCCGACGACGUAGAAAUCAUCUCAUGCCAUUCCCUUCAUGGCCCCAACGUCAACCCCAAAGGCCACCCUCUGGUCCUGAUCCAACAUAGAGCGUCAGAUGAGAGCUUAAGAUUCGUCGAGAAGAUCUUCUCGACCUUCCAAUCCAAAUAUGUUUAUCUCAGCGGCGAACUACACGACAGAAUCACAGCAGAUACCCAGGCGGUAACGCACGCCGCCUUUCUUAGCAUGGGUACAGCAUGGCAUGCAAAUAACCAGUUCCCCUGGGAAGUAGCCCGUUACGUGGGUGGUAUCGAGAACGUUAAAAUUAAUAUAACACUGCGAAUAUAUGCAAACAAGUGGCACGUCUAUGCGGGACUGGCCAUAUUAAACCCAGCAGCAAAGAAGCAGAUCCGCCAGUAUGCGCAGUCAGUGACAGACCUGUUCAAGCUGAUGAUGGGCGGGCAUCGGGAGGAAUUGAGAGCUCGAGUGAAGACGGCCGGGGCGGCGGUGUUCAAGUCUGAUACCAUGCAGCAUGAUCUGUUAUUAAGAGAUGAUGUACUUGAUCGAUUUUCCCUGUCCAAGGGGAAUUCGGAGAGGAUGCCUAACAACCAUUUAAGUCUGCUGGCCAUUGUGGAUUGUUGGUGGAAGUUAGGAAUUGUUCCAUACGAUCAUAUGAUUUGCUCGACGCCUCUCUUCCGUCUAUGGCUGGGAGUAACGGAAUAUCUCUUCAGGAACGAAGACCUCCUCAAUGAGGUCCUGGAUAUCGCCAUUGACGACAAUACGUUCCGCUCUGAUGACCUAGAGUUCACAUUUGCUGCACGGGCUUGGUCCGAAUGCGUCUCCUUUGGUGACUUCGCGUCAUACCGCGAUCGUUUCGAAAAGAUACAAUCAUACUUCUCUCCUCGUUUCCCAGAAGCCGUCAGACUGGGUAAUGAAAUGAUGAAAACUAUUUUGGAUAAAACGACCAUUAAAACCACUACGAGUUCCUCCUAAAAUGAGUGAGACGACAUCAUGACAUCACCAUAUGAGAAGCCAACGAGUUCUUCAUGAUUCCGGGAACUUUUUAUUAUUAUCAUUCUUAUUUUUAUUUUUUCUCAUUUACGAUGAAAAAAUGAAAUAAAGGGGAAAUUCGGUAAACCUUUUAUCCAUUUGCUCCCAUGUCUUCACCAGGCGAGGUGCAGAAUGAUAGGUUUUCGGGCAGGCUAUCAUUUUUAUAUCAAUACUUAUACGAUUCUUUUUAAGGGAUCCAAUAUCGUCAUCUUGACAUACAGUUCCACGCUUUCGGGGUUUACAUCAAGUUGGGUCCUUUUUUUAUAUAUAAUUUUUGAGAAACUUUCUUAGCGCUUCCAGUGUAGCAUCUGCACAGACCACUCACUAUACAUUAAUGGAGUAGUUAUGUGGAGACUCAGAU